CGGCAAACUACCGUUGUCCCUGACGGAACGACACUCGGAAAAAGGAUGGUUAUAGCAAUUUUAAGUGUUGUGUGUUGUUUGUUUGGAUUGAAAAUAGUCAAUGGUUAUCAAUGUUUGGAGAAAGAAAAGAAGGCAAGGUUUGGAGUGAAUUGUUGGAAUCUAUUUGACACUUGGACGUGUGGGUUUGUCGUGUUGAUUCUCUCAAGAUGAAGGGAGGAAGUGUUGAUCCCGCAAAUAGUAAUGCAGGGGAUCGUCGCAACGACAUCUUGGAACUCGCACGAGCCAUUCGGGAAGCCGAUAAUAAGAAGGCGCAACUGCCGAAAGUUCAAGUUUCCGUCUUCGAUGGCACCAAUGCCUCCGCGUGGGCGAACAAGUUUGAGCAAUUGAGCAGUUGUUGUGAAUGGACGAGUGAAAAGAUGCUUCAAAUGGUGAAGCGAUAUUGUAUAGUCUUGUACAAAGAAGAAGUGUCGGAGUUGGUGCAAGCCUCGCGCGACUGGCCGGAUUUCAAAGCCAAACUAUUGGACAAGUACCAAUUGGGAGAUCAACUGCUCGACCUGGCAGACUUACGAAAAGUCGGUCGUCGGAAGAUCGGUACGGCCAAGCAGUUUCUCACGGAGUUCGAACGAGUUGUGCGUUUAGUGCCUGACCUCCCAGAUAAGGAUCGGUACCUUAUCUUCCUCGAAAACUUUUCGGAAGUUGAGCAGCGGGAAUUGAUGAAAGAUAUGACUGGGCGAUACGACAGGCCAAAGAUCAAGGAAAAUCUGUUGGCUGGAAGCUUCGACCAGAUGCUUUACCGCCUCCUGAAGCAGCAAAAAGAGGACCGCGAGAAGGAAGGGGCAAGUGCCGACAAGGAUCAAGCCGUUUACAAAACCCUGAUUGAUAUGCGGAACAUGAUGGCUGACAUGGAGGAGAAGUUAAAGUUACAAGUGAUGAUGGUUUAAACAAAAGGAGGGAAAAGGAAGGGGAAAACUCCCGUUGUGGAAGAAGUGUGUAGUAGCAGCAAUGAAGAGGAAGAUGAGGAGGAAGUGGAGCCUCCUCGAAAACUGACCAAGGCAGAACGGAAGGCCCUGAAUCAGAUACGAGGAGGGCAAGGCUCUAGUAAAAAGCAGCGAAAAAA
This is a messenger RNA of Chara braunii, 1117 nucleotides long. NCBI's taxonomy places the organism in Eukaryota, Viridiplantae, Streptophyta, Charophyceae, Charales, Characeae. The record is from the annotation of a GenBank genome assembly.